Molecule: messenger RNA, 5829 nt
Organism: Drosophila serrata
Lineage: Eukaryota; Metazoa; Arthropoda; Insecta; Diptera; Drosophilidae
Gene: clos
Product: closca
Biological process (GO): signal transduction
Source: RefSeq, a predicted model, not a curated record
UUGAUCUCUCUAAGACACUUUCCUAUAACCCAGUACAGCCUCCUAUACCACCGAAUAUAACCCCUUAGUUUUUGGUCUUUUAAAAGCUGCCUAGAGCACUUUAAAUCAGGGUUAAGCUACAAAGACAGCUGAUUGCACACUUAUCUCAGAGCUUUAAAAACCGUUUUCAUAUCUUUAGAAUAUAGUAAAAUAACAUCUGCAGACACGUGGCAAAAUUUAUGUUUUCUUACACGUUUCGUAUCGUUUACCUCUCAAUAAAUAUAUGUGUAAUGUGUCGCUUAUUGUUUAUAUUGAUCUUCGCGGGAGCGUUUGCUCAUGGAAAUAGUUUCGAAGUGCAUUUUGAAGAGACCUAUCCCACCUACCACAUCAACUCGGAUCAGGACUCAAUCACACAAACGGGCAGCGGAUGUGCCCAGUUCUUUGAUCAAGCCAGCUUUAGUUUUGAUGGUCUGACCCGAGUGGCUUCGGUGCCAGUGCCCUUUCCCUUGGAAUUUGCAUUCUCCAAUUGCCCACGAUAAGUAUGCACUGCCCUGCACAAGAGUGCAGCUGGAGUGCGUCACUUUGCCGUAUAUGAAUGGCGUCCAUGACCAGGCUUACCAGCUACUGUGGAAUUGCCAGCACCGAAAGCGGUAGCCCUGGACUGCCGCUUCGCUGGACGAGGCUACGUGGCCCUAAGCUACAAUCUAACCGAGGAUGUGACACAGGCCCGGGAAGGUUCCCCCAUUUAUGAGCUCUCCGCGGAAACGGGAAUUCGAACUGUGCAGUACUUUUCGGGAACCCGACUGCGCGGUAUGUAUCUGCGGAUCAGCAGCCAGGAGCUCACUCUUCUGCAGGCUUUCGACUCGGAAGCAAAGUGUCCCUACUUCAAGUGGAUGGGUCGGAGUUUCCAGCGUCUGGGAUCGAUUCCCUGCAGCAAUGCCCGGCGGCUGGAGGCUUUCGGCGUAGAUUAUACCGAUUAUGUGGCUGUGGCCAACUAUGCGGACGCCGAGGGACGCACCGCUACCCAUUCGGAAAUCUUUAAGUAUGACACCAAGACACAGAAGUUCCAACUCUUCCAGCGGCUACGCAGCAAUGGAGCCGUGGACGUGAAGUACUUCAGUUUGCCGGUGAACGAGGUUACCAGGCGGCACUUUCUCAUUCUGGGCAACACUAUUGGUGGAUCCAACGCCGGCGGAGAAGGAGAGGCGGACACCGUGAUCUAUGUGUUUGAAAAGGGUCAGUUUGUGCCCUAUCAGCGGCUGAGUUUCUUUGCUCUGGAAAGGGUUCUACCAGUUCAGCACUCGGUAUCUGAGAAGUUCUUGCUCCUGGUAGCCUGCAACAAGCAGGACGUCAAGAUCUUUAACCUCAACGAUUGGAGGUUCGAAGAGUCCAAAGUUCAGUUUACAGAAGGUGCCUUAAGUCGCGGCGUGGCCAGAAUGAGAAGUUAUGAGGAGGGUCCAAAGAGCUUUUUAGUUAUUUCUAAUGAGAACAUGGCUGCCAACGAGACCAACAUCUUUCAGCCGCUUUUUAAGCAGGACGAACACGCCAAUAUACUUCGACAACAAAUUAUUGACUGGGGGGAGCAGAGAAAGCGAUUGGAGCGUGUGAAUGUGGAGGAGUUACUGCAGAGGCUACAGGAUAAGCAGAAAAAACGUAUAGAGAAACUUCAGACCGCCCACAUAAAUAGAGUGAAAGCCAAAUCGUUUGAGGAUAAGCACAUGAAGCUGAAUCCGAACUACUGGAGCCUGGAGUUGGCCAAACAUGCUCUGGAUGUUAUAGAGCACAUUGGAUUCACCAGCUCCCGACAUCCAGCUAAAAGAGCCGCAGAUAAACUCAAGGAGGAGCAUCAAUUCGAGGAAGUCACCGUGGACACCCUGGUGGUGCACGGAUCCAUUCAAGCAGAUCGUAUCAAUGGAGUUGAUACCAAGAACCCUGUUUACGAGUCCGUGGCAGCCAACAAGGUAUACGUGAGUGAAACGUAUACAGAACCAGCAAGAAAACAGAAGAAACCGCUUCUCGAGGAGCUGGCCGUGAAGGAUCUAAAGCUGGAGGGCAGGCUGAAUGGUCUCAGGUGGGAGGAUUUGGUGGAGCAGACGCUCAAACGCAGCGGCAGAGAUGUGCAAUUCAUAAAGGCCGUAGCAGAUAUCUCAAAUCUCAAGUCCGAUGCUGCACAGGUGAACAGCAAUGAGGUGAACGAUCGCCCGCUGGGCCACCUCAUCCCAGUGGAUGGCGGCAAUUUUAUAGUUCAGCAGGAUGUGCAGUUUGCCCAGCCCGUCCAGGUGAACCGAUUGCUCAUCAAUCAGCGCCUCAACCACAUCCAUGUCGAUCGUCAGCGCUUCGAUGUGUUGCUCAGGCAGGCAAAUAACACCCAGGUGAUCCAGGGAUCGAAGCGAUUCGAGAAUGUUCGGGUUUUGGAGCCAGUUACCAUUGCGGGUCCCAUGAGUGGAGCUGAACUAAGGGCCAUGUCACCGGCGAAAGUAACUCAUCAACCGCUGCAACUCCAGGGUGAUUUUGUCAUAGAUGGUGAUGUGACCAUUGGAAGAUUGCUGCAGAUGAGGGAUUUGGUGGAUGAACCCACACAAAGAUCAACAGCAGAAGUUUUGAGUCGCAGUCUGCGCCUGGAUAACUCCCUGGAGAAUGUUAAUCUCAAAUUUUUGAAGCCCCUUACAGUCAACAAUACCAGUAAGCUUCCUCAAACCCGAGACUUGCAAAACCUGGUUAAGCUAAAUGUGGAUGAAGUGCAGGUGGUGGAGGGAAUGAAGGUGUUUCCACAGACCCUGCAGAUCAGCGAGGGGUUCGGCGAAGUCAAGUGGCUGAAUGGAAUCGACGUGGAGAAGCUACCGGAAACAUUGCUUACCAAAAGUGGCAACCAAACAAUUUCUACUUCAAUAGAGUUACAAGGCGUGGAAGUGGAGCAAGUGAAUACAUCUCAGAUAGCAUUAAAUGGCUUGGGGCUCGACGACUACCUUCAAGUUAGCGGAGAUCAGCAGUCGAAGGGCUCCCUGUUUGUUGGCCACUUGGAUGGGGAACUGAAUUUGGAGGAUCUGCACCUCAAUGGCCUGCUCUUUGGCCAACCUCAAUCCUCUAUCCUUGCACAUGGUAGCCAAAACCUGGACAGUUGGCAUCUGCCGCCCGACUUUAACGGUACCAUUUAUGCCCAGAAUCUGUGGGUUAGCGGGAACAUCAACCAGGUGAGCGUGACCCAAUUGGAGCAGCAGUUGCAGCAGCUGGCAGGCAACAUAAAGUACGUGGGCGACUUUAACUUUGGCCACGCCAUAAAUAUAAGUUCUCUGAGCUUCGGGAAAUCCCUAAAUGGCAUCCCAGCCAAUCAGUUUGGUCGUUCUUGGCUGGAGUUCAAGGGAGAUCAGAACUUUACGGCUCCCCAGGUGCUGGCGUCACUGGAGGGUAAGCAAGGCGUUUGGCUCAACGGAGAAGUUAACAACUAUACCUUGGACGAUCUGGUAUCGAGCUACAGGCUCAAUGCCUCGGAGCACUUGCAGGCAGUGCGAUUUGAAAAUCCCAUUGUGCUGCAAUCGGAGCUCCAAGUGGGUCUAUUGAAUGGCCUUCGCGUGCCGGAGGAUGUGCUUUACCACAAUACGAAUAAUGGCGGUUACCUCACCACUCCAAUUGGCAUUGAGGGCAACCUGGAGGUCGGAUUCUGCAAUGUAAGCACGUUAAAUGAGUAUCCGCUGAUCAAUCUGGCCAACUAUUUAAAUGGACAACAUCUAAACACCUUCCUGGCCGAGAAUGUAAAGUUUUCGGCGGCGCCCACUUACAACCUGCUGAAUGGUCACAAGCUGGACAAGCUCUUGGACCAAGUGUGGCUGGACAAUGAGGAUGUAGAGCUUAGUGGAGUACAGCUGGAGUCGGGCAACUUUAAAGGCCUGCUAGAGUUCCAGGUGGGGAACCAUCAACGGCACCAGAUGGAGCACAUCAAGAGACACUACCUUAGUCGGACGCGCGGCCAGCAAGUGAAAACUCCCCUUAACUUCCAGCAUGACGUCACGUUCGCACAGCCUCCGACGGCGAGCGUUGUGGACCUACGUGGCAGUGCUACCAGCGACAGCGCCGUACUUGUGGAGGGCACUUCUAGCAACUUUUCUCUAAACUUUGAUGAAUUCGUGGCAAACUCUUUAAAAACAGCCGGACCUCACACAAUAAGUGGAAAAUGGUCUCUGUCGGAGGCCUCGGUUUCGGGAAAUUUGAACAAUGUCAUGGUUAACCAAUUUGAUCUAGCUACAGAUGUACUGAGGAUAAACCAAGAUAAUGAUUCUGAUCCAACGAUCCUUGAAGCACCGAAAACCGUUAAUAGUGCCAAUAUAAAGCUGUUUGUUACGCCGGAAAGUCGGGUAGCAGACGUUUCCAUGGCCAAGUGGAUCACCGAGGCGGCCUACAUAUAUGGAAACCACAGCAUAGCGGGAGUAACUCGCCUGGAAAACGUCAAUCUUUACAAUGAUCUUCGGGCAAAGGGACCCGUAAAUGGCAUUAUCUGGCAUCCGGAUAAACUCCUACUACGCGACAAGGAACAGGAGAUGCAGGGAUCCCUGUUGGUGGCCAACAGUCUACCGGAACAACAACGAAUCUUUACCAACAAUGUAGAGAAUCUCCAAGUAGACUUUGUCAAUGGACUGCCAGUGAAUGAAUUGUUGGUCAACAAGGCGCAGAACCGACCCAAUCUUCAUGUAGAGAGCCAACUGGUGUUUGCCCAACCGCUCACAGUCGGCCAUUAUGAGUUGGGAAACGGUAUUGGUCCUUUGGACAAAUAUUACAAAAGGAAACGGGACGUGGACUCCAACUUUGUUAAGGAUUUGCAGCAGUUACAAGAAAACGUGGAUGCUAUAAAGAAUAGAUUGUCCAAGCCCCCGAAAGUCCUGGAGAAGUUUGCCCUGGUGCAGCAGCUACCCACAAAGUUGAUCAAUCCAGUUAUACUCUCCGAAAACGAUGAUAUACUGGCAAUCAGGGAGCGGGGCUCCUACGAAGUGAUCUUCUACGCCUGGAAUCCGGAUAAACACCGCUUCGUGACCGUUUCAAGCUUAACAACACUGCCAGAGCGUCGCCAGCAAGUCUUGGAGCGAAUAUCACAGGAUGACGGCUUAUUCCCAGCGACAAAGGGACUACAGCUUGGCCUGUUCACAUUCCAGUGCCUGGGGCUUCAAGAAGAGGAGAAUAUAGUAAUCGAAUGCCUCGACAAGUUUAACAAUAGUCGGAAAGCCAUCAUCAUAGCCAGGCGGGAUGCAAAACAGUUGUUGGCAUUGACCAAUGAUUCAGAUGAUACGUCCAUUCUGCUGAGAACUUCAAACGCCGUGGAGUUAUGGAAAUGGAGCAAUGGCAAUUACUCUUUGGUAAGGAGCCUUCUGAACGGGCAGCAGGUGGAGCACAUGACGUUAAUGCAACGAAAAGCCGGCAUGGAGAGUGGUUUCUUGGCGAUAGUGGCUUCAUCCCCAGCAGCAGAGAUUUGCAUUUACAGAUUUAAGAACAAUGACUUCCAGCUGGAUCAAGUCUUGGAGCUUCAAGACUCUCCUCAGGCACGGGAAGUACGCUUUAUGCACUUGCCAGAGUCGAAUGAUCUGCUGCUGUACGUUUCCAAUCAACCAAAUCAACCGCUCACCAUUUACCAGCAUCGCGGAGCCGCAGGAUUCCAGAAAAUCCUUGGAGAUAGUGUCCUGCCUGAAGUCCAAUCAUUGAAAGUACUUCAGCUGUCCGUCAAUAAGCUGCAACUGCUGUCUGUGUCCACGGACGAAUCGGUAUUCUUGGUACAGCCACAGUUUACCACACUUUAGGUCACUCCGAUCACAUUGAUUCGUUAACACUUGUUUUGUUUUUUCUAAAUAAAAAUUUACUUUUUAUUAA